Molecule: messenger RNA, 516 nt
Organism: Protopolystoma xenopodis
Lineage: Eukaryota; Metazoa; Platyhelminthes; Monogenea; Polystomatidea; Polystomatidae
Source: the annotation of a GenBank genome assembly
AUGGAGACGGUCACCUCUAGCCAGUUUGUGAUGAUUGAGGGCCGCAGAAUCGCCGGUGACAGCCUCGAGGAGACCGGAGCGGCGUCAGCUGCUCCCGCUUCAUUGUCCUUCUUCUCUGGUCCCGGCGGACUCACCUCGACCACUGGCCAUCCGAUGGGUCUGGCGCCGACCGCUUCAACUAGUCUCUCAGCCUCACUCGUCCCACUACAUCAUCAUCAUCACCACCAUCAGCAGCAACAGCAGCAGCACCAUCACACACGUUACCCCUGCCUACCGGUCCAUCUGUUAGCCAGCAAGCCAAACAACGGCGGACCACAUGCGACGGGGCAACUCCGGCCCCGGACUCAUCGUCAUCAUCGUGAUCGCCAUCAGCAUCUUCACAAGCGGCCCCAAUAUCAGCGUCAUUCUUCACAUGCCGUCGGCUCAUUCCAUCAACUCUACAACCCACAGUCUCAGAUGUUUACGGCCAAGGCGACCGGUCGGGAGGCAACAAAGCCUGAGACCCCGACACGUCAA